Messenger RNA from Mesorhabditis belari, 846 nucleotides. NCBI's taxonomy places the organism in Eukaryota, Metazoa, Nematoda, Chromadorea, Rhabditida, Rhabditidae. The record is from the annotation of a GenBank genome assembly.
AUGGCGGGUGUUCAAGAGCUUGAAGCCGAUUUGGUGGAAACUGUGUCUCUUCUGAAACAAGCAACGCGAAAAAACGCGAGAGUUCUGCUUGAAAAAGAAGAGCGACGCUUGAAACAACUGAUUGCUGAAUCGACUCCCAAGGCAACUUCAUCCGCAAAGGAAAUUUCAUCUACCGCUACUAGCAGAGCACUACCCACAUCGAAAAUCACGAAUGCUUGGGACCAAAGCCCGAAGUUUGUGAAGAUUUACAUCACUCUUGAUGGGAUUCAAACUGCGCCUGCAGAUUUGAUCAAAAGCAAUUUUACUGAAAGAGGAUUUUCCAUUCAUAUCAACAACUUUCAAGGCAAGAAUCAUGUCGUCGAGAUGAUCGAUCUCCAAUAUCCAAUAGUGACCAAGGAUUCCUACGUGAAACAAAAAACGGAUAUGUUGCUGGUGAUGUUGCGCAAAGAAAGCGAGGAAAAGCAUUGGGAUGAAAUCACUCGUUUAGAUGCUGAGCUCAAAAAGAAAAAUGCUCCCAAGUUCGACACGCCUGGCUCGUCAAGUGACCCAAAUGAAUCACUUAUGUCGAUGAUGAAAGACCUUUAUGACAAGGGGGAUGAUGAAAUGAAAAGAACCCUUCGCAAAGCACGAGGGUCAACAAAAGAAACACACCGAUGGUCGAGACGAUUCAUAGGAGCACCGACUAAUCUUCAAAACAACCCACCACUGUUUCGUAACGUUCGACAGCGUCGUCAAGGAAUGUUUGAGCUAACUGAAGUUGAUGUAUUGGUCGAAGUCACUCAUGCAAGUUCGAACCUCAAGAUGCAACAAGGUCUUAUCACCCAGCAAUAUAGAAAGACCAACAAC